UCGACAGCAGAGCGAGUACUCCGUUGUAUAUCCUACCUGCGUGCAUACAACAUUAUAGCUAUAUAUAGCUCGCUCACCUAGCUCUACACUGCGUGUCUAUAGUGUAUAGCGCAUAGCAUAUAUAGGUGUACAGGUAUAUAUAUAGGUAGUAGUAAGUAGAAGUGUGCUGCUGUAUAGCAUAUAUAGGAUAGAGGAGCUGCUGCAAGGUGUACCAGCAGAGAGCCCCAAGCAUCGAGCAUUGAGGCACUGCUGCGAGUGCAGCACGAUUCACGAAUCGCGAAUCGCGCAUAGCCAGAGCCAACGCUCCAGCAGUGAGCAGUGAGCACAGCCUGUGAAGUGUGAAGAGUAACGAUACGAAUUACCAAGGUAUAUACGGCUACAGUCCACACGCAUUCACACACGCGAAUAUCUCUCCCCUCGCAGCGCAGAGCUCUCGGCAGUCGGCUCGCGCUCGAGACUUCGUCUACUCUGCUGCUGUUGCUCUCUUUUAACUGUCCCGUCCCGUGUGUCCGUCUUCGAUUGUCCGAUAUACAUAGCCAGGCACACUUUCUUCGUCGCUCGUCAUCCGCUGCUCUCGGUGUCUCGAGUCCUUCGAGUCUCGGACACGCACACACGGCCCAGCUGCCUCCGAUCAGGCUGCCCUUCGUCCGUGUCCGAUCGUGUCGUGCUUGCAGUCGACUCCUGCACACCACCUUGCGCCGACGACGUCGUGUGCCGUAUAUCACGCAGUGAUCAUUAUGAGCCGCCUACCCGGUCACCACUGCAAUUGUUAAUUUUGUUCGAGAUCGGUGCUGCCUUCCGAGCCAAACAGCAGUGCUUGCCAGUUGCUUGCGACACUCGAGCGCAUUACCGAAUAUUACGUCUUCGAGGACCAGUUUACGCAACCGAGUCCAACGGCUUGCGGCAACCGGUCGAUUGACCACGACUCUGUGAUCAUACCUCGGUCAUGCCGCCCCGUUGCACCUGUCGCCUUGGGCCACCAGCGCUGGCAGCAACACAGCUGACCGAGAUCUUCGUCGCUCACGCCGAUUCCAUCUUCGUCGGGCACGCUCGUUGAUUCUCCCAAAUCUCUUUGUCGUUGACUUGCACUCUAUCUUCGUCAACUCUCAACCGCUUCACCUCAGGAACAUGGCGGCCUCAACCUCUCACGACCCUAAUUUGGCCGCGACUCCGGACGCUGAAUUCAUCAACGUUCUCAUGAGCAAAGGCAAGCGAAAUACUGCAGCCUACAUACAUGCAGAGUGCAGUAAGGCUGCUCUUGGAAUGCACUCCAAUGCAGCUCUAAAUACUGUCAAAGCCCUCCUGGAAAAAAUUCUUGAUCCUACAAAACCUAUCAGUGAUUGGGAAACCAUCGAUUGGUGCAAAUGGCUCAUGGCUGGUGGAAGUACUUUUGAUGAAUUUGACAGCAUAGUGAAAGAUUAUGAUAAUGCUACAACUUGUGGUCUGGUUUGGACACCUAAUUUUGUGGCGUACAGGUGCCGCACUUGUGGUAUUUCACCAUGCAUGUCCUUAUGUACAAACUGUUUCAAAAAAGGUAAUCAUGAAAAACAUGAUUUCAAUAUGUUUCUAAGUCAAGCUGGUGGAGCUUGCGAUUGUGGAGAUACUUCAGUUAUGAAAGAGUCUGGAUUUUGUGAUAAGCAUGGACCAAAAGCUGCUGUCAAUAAAUCAGCUGCACCGUCUAACCUUAUGUGUGUAGCUGAAGCAAUAAUGCCAAGGAUUAUUUUAAGACUUAUACAAUAUUUAAGAGAAAAUAGCAACAGCAAAACUGGAGCGCCUGACUUCAAAACUGCAAUUCAAGAAGCUGAAGUUUAUUUAAAAAUGCUAGUUGACCUCAAUAACAUGGGAGCUUUAAUGAGACAUGUUAUGACAACCGCUCUUACAAAUCCUCAAAAGUACCGUGGUUUGAUGGACCCUUCUACGUAUGCUGGGGAAUCCCGCUACGAUAUAUAUUGUAGAGAUAGUUAUAAAACUUAUCAAGAUGCUAUCAAAGGUUUACCAAAUCCUGAACCUCCAGAUGAAUACAAAGAGUGCGCAUCUUUGCAAGAGCAACUAGAGCAUAAAACUUUCCUUGAGGAACUUGUAUUUUGGACAGUAGCUUAUGAAUUUCCUCAACAAGUUGUUUGUUUAUUACUAAAUAUGCUGCCAGACCCAGAUUAUAAAGAAGCUCUGACUCGUGCCUUUGUUUUGCACUAUAGUAGAAUUUCUAUGAUGUUGGAAAGGUCCGUUGAUCCUGAUACCUUGAGCAAUCGAGUUGUUCAUGUUAGUGUUCAGUUAUUUAGCAAUGAAAGUUUGGCUGUUAGAAUGGUAGAUCAACUUAAACUUUUACAUGUUAUGGUGAUAAGUUUAAAAUAUAUGAUGAGCAAAAUUUUGAUUCAAAAUGUACUGCAUGAUCAAGAUAAAAAUUUUCAUUAUGUAGUGGAUUGUGGUAGGCAGGUCAUGAAAGAGCACUGCUAUUGGCCUCUUGUAUCUGAUUUAAACAACGUUUUGUCUCACAAACCUGUUGCUCAGCGAUUUAUGUAUGAUGACUCCUUAUUAGAAAUGUGGUUCGAUUUCUUAUCCAUGUUUCAAGGGAUGAACGUUAAUCAAAGAGAAAUGGGUGAACACAUAGAAUUUGAACCUAACACAUACUAUGCAGCCUUUAGUGCAGAAUUAGAAGCAAGUGCUUAUCCAAUGUGGGCUUUAGUUUCACAUCUUCGUAGUCCUUCAAGUGCUCUGCUGACUCGAAGGGUUUUAAGUUUUUGCCAAACUGCACUACAAGACUGGUUAGAUGCUGUUAAUUUCAAUGAUCCCAAAGUGAAUGACAGUUUGCAAGUAUCUUUUCAUUUGCCUCUUCAUCGCUACUAUGCAGUGUUUUUAUGUCAAGCUAUCCGUCAAAAAUGUGCAACCUUGAAUGAACUUUUACCAAGUACUGAGACUCUACACUUAUUAAUGAUGCAUCCUCUUCGUGUACAAGUCGCAUUUUAUGAGAUUCUGAACAAUCUCUGGGUACGAAAUGGAUUGCAAAUACGAGGUCAAGCAAUGACAUACAUACAAUGCAAUUUCUGUAACUCUAUGGUUGAUGCCGACCUAUACUUAUUGCAAAUCUGCGCGACCAGACUACCACCUGAAACGUUUCUCUCUAUUAUCGUUGACAAAUUUCAUGUAAAGGAAUGGAUGAGUUUGAGUCGCUAUCAUGCUCCGAAAAACCAAUAUCUCGAAGGUAACGAUGACAACGUCAUGCUCGAAAGUUGUAUAACUUUUUUGGCUACCUUAGUCAAUGUUCGCACUAAUUUGGGUUUAUCGGACUCUGAAAUGUCGAGUUUGGAAAUGGUCACGUUAUUAUGCAUCGGUGACAAAACUCACAGUCAACUGAUGGAAUUAAUGCCUGAACGUUGUGGUUCAACUCAGAAUCGGGAUUUCGAAUCCGUUCUUGCGGAGGUUGCUGAUUAUCGAGCUCCGAAUCUCGAAGCUAGUGGGAACAUGCAACAAGGCAUGUACGGACCGAAAGCUCAUGUAUGGGAUGAACUUUUUGAUCCGUUGCAUGUAUUGUUACGAGCAGUUCAAAGAAAAGAUUUUCAGAUGUCGAUGGAUCGGUACACCGCUCAUGUAAAGCAAACUGGAAAAUUAAAAGCUAAUGCUACACCGUGGCCACCGUUCCGCCAUCCUUGGCCAGUAGACAAAUACUACGAUGAUCCCUGCAUGAUUCUACAGUCGAAAUUCUUUCACGCUAUGGUGUUCAUCAUACUAUUCAAAGCUGUUAAGCAACAUAAGUUGACCGAACAAUCAAUUGCUCUCACUAUUUACCUGCUCGAAUUGGCAGUAAUGUCCGCUGAAGUUUCCGAUAAAUCGUCUAAUUCGGUGACGCAGUAUCGGCAUAUUGGAUCACAACAUGUCUUCCACGAUAUGGAACUGUCAACUUGGUUCCAGAGUGAUAACUUACCAGAAAAUUUGACAACUCACAUUUCUCGUCUUGUACUGCCACCAGAACCUCGAAGGAGUAGUUCUGAGAGCGAUUUUGACUAUCGCGAACUUCGAUCCAAUAUCCCAGAAGUAACAAUGAUAAACGAUAGUGAAGAAAAUGGAAACACCGUAUUAGCUCUUCCAUCAUCAACUACAGAACCUGGUGAAGUCUCCGAUGAACCAACCACGGAAAAUAAUUUUUCAAAUAACUAUCUAACAACCAACGAUGAUUAUUAUGCAUCAGAAAACGGCGUGCUAGCUUUAGCUAAUGCUGAUAGUGAAGAUGAAGCCAUGCCAGAAUCGCGACCAGAACUACCCUCCCUCGAAGAACCAAGUGCUCUUGUUAUUGCAACUCCAACAUCAUCCAUGUCAAAUGACGAAAUGGAAACUGAGCAACCUGCUCUUCCACCAGCACCUACGCAUCCUGCUGUAACAGCUGGUAAUGAGAUGGUUAUUGUCAACUCAUCUUCGAUCGAAGAUGCAGAUUCAACAACACAAGAAAUAGUACCAUCGACUUCUAAUCCUAAAAAAUAUAAAAGACGAGACCAUCAAGGUGGAUCUGCUCAACCUCAAUUCGUACGAGUUGGUGAAAGUAUAAUUUCUCUUCUGUUGAAACUGCACUCACAAUUAUCAGGAAUCCCUGACAGUUAUAAACCUGAUUCAACACCAGAAUCAGAGAAGAGCGACAGUGGUGAAAUGGAUGGAUCCAAUCAAAAGCAUGAAUCUCGCAUUGGCGAUGGUCCAUUUUUCAUUGGAAAACUUUUAGAUAAAAUUUCCAAAUUGAAUCCAUUAUGUAAAAUUUAUAUAGCAGAGACGAGAAAUCGUCUUUGGCCUCAGAUGCCAGAUUGUGAACAUGAACUUCACGAGAGAGAAGAACGCCGUCGUAGAGCAAGGGAACGUCAACAAAAGCUCAUGGCUGAAUUUGCUAAUAAACAGAAACAAUUCAUGCAAAAAACUAUGGAAUCAGAUGAAGCUGGAACUUCUGGAAUGGACUGGAAUGCCGAAGAAGGACAGACAAAAUUAGUCAGCAAAAAAGAAUAUGAUUGUGUUAUAUGCAAUCAAACUACCCCGAGUAGUGAAGACAAGCCUAUGGGUUUGGUUGUCUUAGUUCAAGCGACGAGUGUAAUUGGACACGAGCGGCAACAAACCGAGCGUGUACAACUUCCAACGUCAGAUGAUGAUCCACCCAUAUUUCAAUUGAAAGAAAAAACUCGCGGAGCACAAUUUGACUUACGGAUAGACGAAUUGUUCCGAUCGUUCGACCAGCAUUCUUGCUUACUCUCCGUGAAUUUGGGUUGGGAUGGUGGUGUACACGUUCAAACCUGUGGUCAUCAUUUACAUUUGGAUUGCCUUAAAUCUUAUUUGGCUUCACUUCGUAGCUCCCAAAGACAUCAAAAUAUAGCUGUAGAUAGAGGCGAAUACAAUUGUCCUUUAUGCAGACAGUUGGCCAAUUCAGUACUACCACUGUCGCCGCAGUUAGGAGAAUGCAGUGCAGUCGUACGUUCUCGUCAUGCAUCUCCUGAACAAAUCAAUCAAGAUGUAUACAACUUUUUAAAAGAAAUUCAACGAAGUCCACAAACUUCCGAAUUAGCUAUUGCAAUAGGUAAAUCAAUGGAAGAUAUGACAGGCUCUACGCAUAUGAAGUAUAAACAAAAGAAUUGGAAUCCUAGUCAUCAAAGUUUAUUCCUAUUUGUUACAUCGGUAGCUCGUACAAAUCUCGAAGUAGAACUUGUUCAGCGAGGGGGUACGCUUUUUAAACCUGUAGAUACUCCCAAGGACCGCCAUGUAUCUUCUCCUGCAAAACAGCGUCCAUGCAUGGUUGCUCUGCUACACGUCCUAGCAGUACAUGCAAGAGUACUAACGACGUGGCCUGUUCACCAGACAUGGCAACAACUUGUUGGUUUACCUUUGGAUGCUGUUCCCUUACUUGCGUUAACACCUUGCGAACGGGAAGUUCCAUUACUUCUAAAAGAUCCAAUUGCUUUACUUAUUCAAUUUGUCUUAUUACUUCCACUACACAUCGACCAAACUUACUUCUCUGUUCUCGUAAAACAAUUGUACAAUUUAUUAUACUAUCAAGUAUUACUUCAAGUUAGUUGCGGAUUAACUCCAGCAGAAAGAAAUGCAAUCAUUGGUCGAAGCAUGUUGAGUGAUAAAACAAGUCCGGCUACAUCGGAAAAUACUCUCAGAACUGUGAUUUCAUAUUUCCGUGAUAGUGAACUUUAUCGUAAUGAUGAUUUAACGCCUACGUCACCUGCAAGUCAUGCAAGAAUAAGAGGACAUGUAAUAGAACAACAGAUUCAAGCUCUCUGUUUGCCUUUUUUGCGAGUGGCAUCAAUUUUGCGUCAUCAUUUGUACGACCAACCUUUGCCGCAAAUACGUUCAUGUGAAACUGAAUUUGUAAGACUUGUGUAUUACUUGGAGUUAGUAACUGAAGGUAUGGACUGGAAUUGUUUUAAUGCAGCUGUAGCAUUGAGUUGGCAUACUGAUGAAGCAGCGCUCACGGUUCCGAAACUUUGGUGUGACCAAAUCGCUGCAUUUGUGACAAAAAGUGAAAUUACUGCUAGAAGCUUAAUAAUGAAUCAGCACUUACUGUGGCAAAUGCCAAAAUUAUUAGGUCUUCCAAGAGAAUAUGAAAAAAUUUUCACCUACUAUCACGAAAAACAGUGCCGACAGUGCCAUUCUACACCUGCAGAAUUAAGUGUAUGCUUGUUGUGCGGUACAAUAGUCUGUUUAAAACAAUCUUGUUGUAAACAAUUAAAUGUCUGUGAAGUUGUACAGCAUUCUAUCGAUUGUGGCGGUGGAACAGGUAUAUUUUUAGUAAUACCAUCAACUUACGUAAUUGUUAUUCGAGGCAAAAGGGCUUGUCUAUGGGGGUCUUUAUAUCUCGAUGAGUUUGCAGAAGAAGACAGAGAUUUAAAACGAGGAAAGCCACUGUACCUAAGUCAAGAUAGGUACCAAUUAUUGGAACAACAGUGGCUUGCUCACAGAUUUGAUCAUACACAGAAAACUUGGGUUUGGCAUCGCGAUGCUCUGUGACCUUCUAAAUUUUUGACAACUAAUGCAACAGGGGUAUAAUAACAUUAAUAAGUUGACCUCAAAAUCUAAACAGUAACCUCAACAUAACAAUAAACAACUUUUUUCGACCCUAUGAAACUAUACUUACUUUGCAGAAAAAUAGUUAGAUUGACUUAUAGUUAUAUCAAUAAGUAUUAGAUGAAGUGAAUUUUUUUUAUUAAAAAAUCGUGUCUAGAAAAGAAUAUUUUUCUAUUUUGUUACACCAAUAUUUUUGAAGUUUAAGAAAAACAAUACAAAUCUGAGCGUUACACAGCUGAGUACGCAACUAGAGGCUAUCAAAUCGGCUUCAAACUCGAAUUUCAUGAAUAAUUACUUCGUUAAAUGAAACGAUCUUGUUUGUUUUCUUACUAACCUUGAAAUAAAUUUUUUUAAUUUACGGUUGAUGUGUAAAAUGAGUCAAUUUUUUAGGAAAGACAAUAUAAUGUUAUUUGAAAACAUUACUAUAAUUUUGAAGUAACAGACUGAUAUCCUAAGUUAACUGUAAAAAUUUUUAAGACCGUUAUAACUUUAAACCUGCAGUAAAAUACUCUUUGAUUAACAUAUCCCAAAAAAUUUGUUAUAACUUACGUAAUAAGUCGUUUUACAAUAAAUACACUUGCUUGAAUAGGAACAAGGGAAGAUGAUCACUGCAAAAAUAAAAUGGGCUGUGUACGUAACCAUAUUGGAUAAAUACCGAAAAUCACAUCUUAAAAAACAAAAACGAUUAGGUUGUAUACUAAUUGUUCAUUACACAUGUUUGGAAAAUAUCCAAUAGAAUAAUAUAAAUAUAUACAUACUUUAUUUUCAAGUAAAGAAAGAACGUCUAUGUCUUUAUAUUUCCAUGUUGUAAAUAUGUAUAGGUGCAGCGACCGCUUCUCAAAAAAAUCGGUCAAUUGUGAAUUAAACUUGUACAUACCUCACAAAGAUAUUUGAAGAAUUUUUUUAUUUAACAGUGUUUUUCGUUUUUAUUUAUAUAUAUUGUGUUUUAUUCACAAAGUUGAUAAUAAAUCUGCUAAACCAUUAAUAAACAUAAGCGUUUCAAUUGUACUACUGUAUUAUUUGUGUUUCAAAAACCCAAAUGAAUAAAACACUAAUGUACCAAAAGUAAAA
This is a messenger RNA of Trichogramma pretiosum, 8106 nucleotides long. RefSeq names its product E3 ubiquitin-protein ligase Ubr3 (gene Ubr3). Gene Ontology annotation, molecular function: zinc ion binding; ubiquitin protein ligase activity. Gene Ontology annotation, biological process: protein ubiquitination; ubiquitin-dependent protein catabolic process via the N-end rule pathway. The record is from RefSeq and is a predicted model, not a curated record. Bases 1129 to 6978 code for a protein of 1949 amino acids. The transcript is spliced from 29 exons. Lineage: Eukaryota; Metazoa; Arthropoda; Insecta; Hymenoptera; Trichogrammatidae. Gene Ontology annotation, cellular component: cytoplasm; ubiquitin ligase complex.